CCGGUGGUCACCACCGAGCUGCCACCCUCGCGUGAAGCCUCCGCUCCCUCCUCCCUCCUCCCUCCGUGCUAGCUAGUAGCUAUAUAGCGCGCCCCGCCCACUCUGCUCCCCUCCUAAUUUUAGCACAGCCCUCCUCAUUUCGCUCCCGCGGCCGCACAGGGUUUAAGCAGGCCGGGUCAGUUGGUUCGAUCCGAUCCGAUCCGAUCCGGCUGCGGCGAGAUGGCGGCGCCGGCAUUUGCGGUUUCCGGCGCGGGGCUCGUCGGGGCGCCGGCUCCUCGAUCCGGAGGCGCCGAACGGCGGAGGCGCGGGGUGGAGCUGCUCUUCGGCCGCAACAAGCCCCCCUGCUUCCCUCGUGCCGUUCGCGCCGGAGGCUCGGAAAGGCGCGUGGCCGUGCGCGCGGGGGGCGCGUCCGGGGAGGUGAUGAUCCCGGACGGCGAGAGCGACGGAAUGCCGCCGUCUUCCAACGACGGUUCCGUUCAGUUCCAGUCGGAUGAUCUGGAGGUACCAUUCAUCGAUGACGAUUCAGUCAUAGAGGAUGCAGGUGGAGAUACUACUGGGUCUUCAGAGCCAAAUCUGGCUGCUGAAGAAGCUGAUUCUGAAGGCAUGACCAAAAUAGACCAAGAAUUGUCUACAGGGGAGAAACUGCGUGAUGUACCACAACCAGGAAAUGGAGAGCAAAUAUACGAGAUUGACCCGAUGCUCCGAGACUUUAAGUACCAUCUUGGGUACCGGUACAGCCUAUAUAGGAGAUUACGUUCAGACAUUGACCAGUAUGAAGGAGGGAUGGAUGCCUUUUCCCGUGGUUACGACAAGUUUGGAUUUAAUCGCAGCGCUGAAGGUAUCACUUACCGUGAAUGGGCUCCUGGAGCACACUCUGCAGCAUUAGUAGGGGACUUCAACAACUGGGAUCCAAAUGCAGACCGUAUGAGCAAAGAUGACUUAGGUGUUUGGGAGAUUUUUCUGCCAAACAAUGCAGAUGGUUCGUCACCAAUUCCUCAUGGCUCACGUGUAAAGGUGCGAAUGGAAACUCCAUCUGGGAUAAAGGAUUCAAUUCCUGCGUGGAUCAAGUACUCUGUGCAGGCUCCAGGAGAUAUACCAUACAAUGGCAUAUAUUAUGAUCCUCCCGAAGAGGAGAAGUAUGUAUUCAAGCAUCCACAACCUAAACGACCAAAAUCACUGCGGAUAUAUGAAACACAUGUUGGCAUGAGUAGCCCGGAACCAAAGAUAAACACAUAUGGAAACUUUAGGGAUGAGGUCCUUCCAAGAGUUAAAAGACUUGGAUACAAUGCAGUGCAAAUAAUGGCAAUCCAAGAGCACUCAUACUAUGGAAGUUUUGGGUACCAUGUUACCAAUUUCUUUGCACCAAGUAGCCGUUUUGGUACACCAGAAGAUUUGAAAUCUUUGAUUGAUAGAGCUCAUGAGCUUGGUUUGGUUGUCCUCAUGGAUGUUGUUCACAGUCAUGCAUCAAGUAAUACCCUGGAUGGGUUGAACGGUUUUGAUGGCACGGAUACACAUUACUUUCAUGGCGGUUCACGGGGUCAUCAUUGGAUGUGGGAUUCACGUGUGUUUGACUACGGCAAUUGGGAAGUUAUAAGAUUUCUACUUUCCAAUGCAAGAUGGUGGCUAGAGGAAUAUAAGUUUGAUGGUUUCCGAUUUGACGGUGUGACCUCCAUGAUGUAUACCCACCAUGGAUUGCAAGUAGUCUUUACAGGGAACUACAAUGAAUAUUUUGGCUUUGCCACUGAUGUAGAUGCAGUUGUUUACUUGAUGCUCGUGAAUGAUCUAAUUCAUGGGCUUUAUCCUGAAGCCAUAACUAUUGGUGAAGAUGUUAGUGGAAUGCCUACAUUUGCCCUUCCUGUUCAAGUUGGUGGCGUUGGUUUUGACUAUCGGUUACAUAUGGCUGUCGCUGACAAAUGGAUUGAACUUCUCAAGGGAAGUGACGAAGCUUGGAAAAUGGGUGACAUUGUGCACACACUAACAAAUAGAAGGUGGCUGGAGAAGUGUGUUACUUAUGCUGAAAGUCAUGAUCAAGCACUUGUUGGUGACAAGACUAUUGCAUUCUGGUUGAUGGACAAAGAUAUGUAUGAUUUUAUGGCUCUGGACAGACCUUCGACACCUAACAUUGAUCGUGGAAUAGCAUUGCAUAAAAUGAUUAGACUUAUCACAAUGGGUUUAGGAGGAGAGGGCUAUCUUAACUUUAUGGGAAAUGAAUUUGGACAUCCUGAAUGGAUAGACUUUCCAAGAGGCCCACAAGUGCUUCCAACUGGAAAGUUCAUCCCAGGAAACAACAACAGUUACGAUAAAUGCCGUCGAAGAUUUGACCUGGGUGAUGCAGAAUAUCUUAGGUAUCAUGGGAUGCAGCAGUUUGAUCAGGCAAUGCAGCAUCUUGAGGGAAAAUAUGGAUUUAUGACAUCAGACCAUCAGUACGUGUCUCGGAAACAUGAGGAAGAUAAGGUAAUCGUGUUUGAAAAAGGGGACUUGGUAUUUGUGUUCAACUUCCACUGCAGUAACAGCUAUUUCGACUACCGUGUUGGCUGUUUAAAUCCUGGGAUGUAUAAGGUGGUCUUAGAUUCGGACGCUGGAAUAUUUGGUGGAUUUGGUAGGAUCCAUCACACUGCAGAGCACUUCACUUCGGACUGUCAACAUGACAACAGGCCCCAUUCAUUCUCAGUGUACACUCCUAGCAGAACUUGUGUUGUCUAUGCUCCAAUGAACUGACAAAGCAAAGUGCAACAUGCAAUUGUGCGCGAUGUUGUUGCUAGUAGCAAGAAAUCUCCGAGAAAAAUCAUUUGGGCAGUGCAACCAGGUGCAAGGUCUCUCUCAUGCCAUGAGACAUUUCUCAUUAUGGCUUCAAUAAGAUCUCGGCUUCAACGAGUACUGCUGGAUCGACUAGACAGCAUGGUUUUGUGAUUUGUGCUCCAAAUUUUGAGGGCGUCGUGAGAAAAAACAUGCUCAUAUGUGUUAUGAUUUUUUGAAUUGGCGAUGAAACCUCUCCCAAAUACCAAUGUCUUCGUAAUUCCUGAUGGCCCAUAGAUAAUUGCUACUACCCUCUCAACUGCCAGUUCAGCAUAGAUGCUUUUCUUUUCUUGUAAUGCUUGAUUAGACUUAUGCUCCAUUUUCGAAUGAUAGUACUUAUGAUGUCCAUUUCGAAAAAAGUACUUAUGAUGUUUUAUAUAUUUAUUUGAUCAGCAGGGCAACGCCCCAGUUCUAUUUU
Molecule: messenger RNA, 3214 nt
Organism: Lolium perenne
Lineage: Eukaryota; Viridiplantae; Streptophyta; Magnoliopsida; Poales; Poaceae
Product: 1,4-alpha-glucan-branching enzyme 2, chloroplastic/amyloplastic
Biological process (GO): glycogen biosynthetic process; starch metabolic process
Cellular component (GO): cytoplasm
Molecular function (GO): cation binding; hydrolase activity, hydrolyzing O-glycosyl compounds; 1,4-alpha-glucan branching enzyme activity
Source: RefSeq, a predicted model, not a curated record